UGAGGCAGCAGAAGGAAACGCGCUCAACAUUUGCGCUCCGAUCCUCCAGCGCGACGCGUCUCUUUCCCACUCGCAGGAAUAAGCACAUCACUCCGAUCGCUUCAGCUCUGUGUGGAUGUGCCUUUAACACCGAGCGCCUCAGAUUCAGAUUCGCAGAGCGCCGCUGGUCUCCGUCGGGUCCGUUUGGAUGCUGGACCCCGGAGCCGCGUCCUUCCCAACAGGCUGAGCACGAUGCCCGGACAUCACUGGAUAUAAAUGACAGAUCCAAGUGUGUGUGACUUCAGUGCACCGAACCAGAGGCUGCAUGGGAGAUGAACGCAGCCGCCAAACAUCAGCCUGAUCUGCUAGAGAGACCCGCCAGCCUCCUGGUGCCAACAUGGAUGAAAACCGGACUUGCCCUUUUGUACGAUGAGCACACAAGUAACACAUACGACGUUCGUUUAAAGUUAACGAAAGAGCUGUUAAUCAUACAGAAGCAGGAUGUUGUUUGCGUGAGCGGCGGUGACUCCCAUCUAAAUCACAGAACUGUUGUACUUCGAAGACAGCUGACUGGAGGUCUCGGUCUGAGUAUCAAAGGGGGAGCAGAACAUAAAGUGCCUGUGGUCAUCUCAAAGAUUUUCAAAGAUCAAGUAGCCGAUCAGACGGGGAUGCUGUUUAUCGGUGACGCCGUGUUGCAGGUCAAUGGCAUCAACGUGGAGAAGUGUACACACGAGGAAGUCGUUCAUCUUUUGCGGACGGCGGGGGAUGAAGUCACCAUCACUGUACGCUACCUCAGGGAAGCGCCGGCCUUCUUAAAACUCCCAUUAGGUUCACCAGGACCGUCCAGCGAUCAGAGUAGCAGGGCGUCCUCGCCGCUUUUCGACAGUGGUUUGCAUUUAAAUGGGAACUCGAGCAACACGGCCCCGUCGUCGCCCUCCUCACCUUCGGCUAAUGAACCAAAGUAUGAGAAGCGCUGGCUGGAUGCCGUCAGCCUCCCUCUGUUCAUGGCUCGAAUCUCUCGACGCAAAGCUGCAACCGACAAAUUAAGAUCGAACAGUUUUGAAGUCAUUGCCUUAGAUGGAGUUUGCACGCACCUUCUUCAAUUUUGCACUGCAGCUGAAAGCACAGACUGGCUUCAAGCAAUAUCAACCAAUAUCAACGAUUUGACCCAGGAGAGCAUAAAAACGGCGAAUAAAUACUGUUCUCCUGAUGAUCAGAUUGUCCACAUGGGUUGGGUGUGUGAACACCUGCAGGGCCGCGACGUCGAGCCCCUUCACAGCUGCAGGUUCCUGGGGCUGAGAGGAUCUUCUCUCCUCGUUUUCAGGAGUCCUCCUAUCUUGGCAUCAGACUGGGCUCAAGCAGAGGCUAGUUUUCACCUCUGUGAGGUUCUCUUUAAGGUUCAUAAGCUGUGGAUAGCUGAAGACUGCUGGAUACAGACCAAGUUUUAUCUGGGGCUCCUGCAGGACGGUGAGCUGCGGGACAGUGAACCCUUCUGCUUCAGUGUGCUGGUGGGUCACGGCCAGAGCUUCUGCUACAGCGUGGAGCUGGGCUCCGAGCUGGUGCUGUGGGAGAAAGCCUUCCAGAGAGCCGUCUUCAUGGAGGUGCAGAGAGUGCGGGGCAUCUAUUAUGAAGUAUAUGCUAACAUAAGUUCACGGGAUGAAGGGGAUUUAAGUCUGAGCAGCUCCGGAGACUCGCGUUACUCACAUUUAAGUCGUCUUAAAUACCACCCGGGGUCAAACGGAGAGCGUCACAAUGCUCGUUUCCGGCGAUAUCCCAACGCCUGCUGCAGUGUUCAGUCCGGUGCUCUUCAGGGACUGUGCAUCGGUCAAGGCCACUGUAAUGUGAUUGCGAGGAAAACCAUCUGGAAAUACAAAUUCUCCCAGCUGAAGGGUUCAUCGGAUGACGGCAAGACACGAGUGAAGCUCCUGUUCCAGAAUUCAGAGAAUAAACAGAUCGAAAUGAAGGAGCUGGAGUUUGCCAAUCUGACGGCUGUGCUUCAUUGCAUUCACUCGUUCAUCGCUGCUAAAGUGGCCACGGUGGAUCCCGUCUUUGUCAACAGUCAAAGUCUCACGCAGAAGUACAUGUGCAGCAGCUAGAAACAUCCGUGUGUGACGGACAUGUACAGUCUCAUCUGGUUCUCUGAUUUUAUGCACAAUAUAUCUAGUUCUUGUUAUUUUUGUACGAAUCUUCUAAAUUCAGAGCGACGUUUAAGGAGCACUUUGAGUUGAUGAUAUUUUGACAUGCUUUGAGUUAUGAUUUCUUUCUUACCUACUAACACGAUCAAUCAUAUGCUUACACUGAUUAUGUAGCAAAGCAAAUGUUGACAUACGGCAUUAUGAGUUGAUGCAUGAACUGCAUUUGACAAUUUACAGGGCAAAACGGGUGAAACUGAGACUUCCAGCUGUAAAAUCAACCAAACUAGAUGAAUUUGUGUUCUUUUGCCCUUUUGUUUUCUAUUCAUCACCUCAAACCUCUUCAUUUAGCACAAAUAGUAAUAACAAAAUGAUGGUUUUCUCCAUUUGAAUUAAAGUGUUAAACUGAUUUGAUACGUGUUAUUAUGAAGUAGUGGUUUCAUUAACAGUAAAUAGACAGUCUUGCCAGCUACUGUCCUCGAAAACUGACAUUUUCUAAAAAUCAAGGUCCCUGAUCUACUCUUCUAUUUAGUUUGAUGUUAUUCUAGUUCUUUUCUAAAUAAAGGAAUGAUUAGUUCACUG
Sinocyclocheilus grahami is the source of this 2693-nucleotide messenger RNA. Its product is annotated as gamma-2-syntrophin-like. The transcript has 18 exons. The record is from RefSeq and is a predicted model, not a curated record. Bases 312 to 2075 code for a protein of 587 amino acids. Gene Ontology annotation, cellular component: dystrophin-associated glycoprotein complex; intracellular anatomical structure. NCBI's taxonomy places the organism in Eukaryota, Metazoa, Chordata, Actinopteri, Cypriniformes, Cyprinidae. Gene Ontology annotation, molecular function: structural molecule activity; protein binding.